CAGGCACAAAAGCUGACUGAUGAUCAGGGCCUCGUCCUGAUGACCACUGUAGCCAUGCCUGUGUUUAGUAAGCAGAACGAAACCAGGUCGAAGGGCAUUCUCCUUGGAGUGGUUGGCACAGAUGUCCCAGUGAAAGAACUUCUGAAAACUAUCCCCAAAUACAAGUUAGGGAUUCACGGUUAUGCCUUUGCAAUCACAAAUAAUGGAUAUAUCCUGACGCAUCCAGAACUCAGGCCACUGUAUGAAGAAGGAAAAAAGCGAAGGAAGCCUAACUAUAGUAGUGUGGACCUCUCUGAGGUGGAGUGGGAAGACCGAGAUGAUGUGUUAAGAAACGCUAUGGUGAAUCGAAAGACGGGGAAGUUUUCCAUGGAGGUGAAGAAGACAGUGGACAAAGGGAAACGGGUUUUGGUGAUGACAAAUGACUACUAUUAUACAGACAUCAAGGGUACUCCUUUCAGUUUAGGUGUGGCGCUCUCCAGGGGCCAUGGGAAGUAUUUCUUCCGAGGAAAUGUAACCAUCGAAGAAGGCCUGCAUGAUUUAGAACACCCUGAUGUAUCCUUGGCAGAUGAAUGGUCCUACUGCAACACUGACCUACACCCUGAGCACCGUCAUCUGUCUCAACUAGAAGCUAUUAAGCUCUACCUCAGAGGCAAAGAACCUCUGCUCCAAUGUGAUAAAGAAUUGAUCCAAGAAGUUCUCUUUGAUGCUGUGGUGAGUGCUCCCAUUGAAGCAUACUGGACCAGCCUGGCCCUCAACAAAUCUGAGAACUCUGACAAGGGUGUGGAGGUUGCCUUUCUCGGCACUCGCACGGGCCUCUCAAGAAUCAACCUAUUUGUGGGAGCUGAGCAGCUCACCAAUCAGGACUUCCUGAAAGCUGGGGACAAGGAGAACAUUUUUAACGCAGACCAUUUUCCUCUCUGGUACCGAAGAGCCGCUGAGCAGAUUCCAGGGAGCUUUGUCUACUCAAUCCCAUUCAGCACCGGAACAGUCAACAAAAGCAAUGUGGUGACAGCGAGUACCUCCAUCCAGCUCCUGGAUGAACGGAAGUCUCCCGUGGUAGCAGCUGUAGGCAUUCAGAUGAAACUUGAAUUUUUCCAAAGGAAGUUCUGGACUGCCAGCAGACAGUGUGCCUCUCUGGAUGGCAAAUGCUCCAUCAGCUGUGAUGACGAGACUGUAAACUGUUACCUCAUAGACAACAAUGGAUUUAUUCUCGUGUCUGAAGACUACACACAGACUGGAGACUUUUUUGGUGAGGUCGAGGGGGCCGUGAUGAACAAAUUGCUAACAAUGGGCUCCUUCAAAAGAAUUACCCUUUAUGACUACCAAGCCAUGUGUAGAGCCAACAAGGAAAGCAGCGAUGGUGCCCAUGGCCUCCUGGAUCCUUAUAAUGCCUUCCUCUCUGCAGUAAAAUGGAUAAUGACAGAACUCGUCUUGUUUCUGGUGGAAUUUAACCUCUGCAGUUGGUGGCACUCCGACAUGACAGCUAAAGCCCAGAAAUUGAAACAGACCCUGGAGCCUUGUGAUACUGAAUAUCCAGCAUUUGUCUCUGAGCGCACCAUCAAGGAGACCACAGGGAACAUUGCUUGUGAAGACUGCUCCAAGUAA
Carlito syrichta (Philippine tarsier) is the source of this 1605-nucleotide messenger RNA. It is a transcript of the gene CACNA2D3, whose product is annotated as calcium voltage-gated channel auxiliary subunit alpha2delta 3. Bases 40 to 1605 code for a protein of 521 amino acids. Gene Ontology annotation, cellular component: voltage-gated calcium channel complex. NCBI's taxonomy places the organism in Eukaryota, Metazoa, Chordata, Mammalia, Primates, Tarsiidae. Gene Ontology annotation, molecular function: voltage-gated calcium channel activity. The record is from RefSeq and is a predicted model, not a curated record. The transcript is spliced from 22 exons.